Molecule: messenger RNA, 4110 nt
Organism: Zonotrichia albicollis (white-throated sparrow)
Lineage: Eukaryota; Metazoa; Chordata; Aves; Passeriformes; Passerellidae
Gene: HEPH
Product: hephaestin
Biological process (GO): iron ion transport
Cellular component (GO): plasma membrane
Molecular function (GO): copper ion binding; ferroxidase activity
Source: RefSeq, a predicted model, not a curated record
GCUCCCGGGGGAGCGCGCGGCUGCGUGACGUCACCGCAGGCAUUUAAAGGGACCGCAGCAGCCGCCGCCGUCCCCCCGGGAGGUCCCCGGGGAGCGCUCGCUCGGUGCCGCCGCCGGUCCUGCCCAGCAGGUGUAGCUUCCAAAAAAGCCCCUUCCCUCCAGGCUGAGAUGGGCUCAGUCUGGUGGCUGCUGCUCUGCAUCCCCCUGCUGUCACCCACAUCUGCUGGGGGUGUGAUCCGAGUUUAUUACCUGGGCAUCCACGAGGUGAACUGGAACUAUGCUCCAACUGGGAGGAAUGUGCUUGCUAACCAGAGUAUUGCACGUAACAGCCAGGCCUCAGCAUUCCUGCAGUCUGGGAAGGACAGGGUGGGAAGCACCUACAAGAAGGCUGUCUACAAGCAGUACACAGACUCCACAUACACCACUGAGAUCCCCAAGCCUGCCUGGCUGGGCUUCCUGGGGCCUGUCAUCCGAGCAGAAGUGGGGGAUACCAUUCAAGUACACCUAAAAAAUUUUGCUACUCGACCAUAUACAGUCCAUCCUCAUGGUGUUUUCUACAAAAAGGACUCUGAAGGAUCCCUGUAUCCUGAUAUGUCCCCCCAGGAUCAGAAGAAGGAUGAUGCUGUUUUCCCAGGAAGGAAUUACACCUAUACUUGGACUGUCCCUGAAGAUCACAGUCCAACAGAUGACGACCCAAACUGCUUGACCUGGAUCUACCACUCUCAUAUUGAUGCACCUAGGGACAUUGCAUCUGGAUUAAUUGGGCCUUUGCUUACCUGUAAAACAGGAACGCUGACUGGCAGCUCUCAAAGGCGCUCGGAUGUGGAUGUUGAUUUUUUUCUGAUGUUCAGUGUGGUGGAUGAGAACCUAAGCUGGUACCUGGAUGAGAACAUUGCAUUGUUCUGCACAGAUCCUGGCUCUGUGGACAAAGAAGAUGAGGAGUUUCAGGAGAGCAACAAAAUGCACGCUAUUAAUGGUUAUGUGUUUGGCAACCUCCCUGAGCUGAAGAUGUGUGCUGGGGAUUCUGUUUCAUGGUACCUCUUUGGGAUGGGCAAUGAGAUUGAUGUUCACACAGCCUACUUCCAUGGAGAGACACUCAAAAUCCGGGGCCACAGGACAGACGUGGCCAGCCUGUUCCCAGCCACUUUUGUCACAGCAGAUAUGAUCCCCAGGAACCCUGGGAGAUGGCUGCUGAGCUGCCAGGUCAAUGAUCACAUACAAGCUGGGAUGGGGGCACUCUAUGAGGUCCGGCCCUGCUCUCGGCAAGCUGCAGCCGCCAGCCUGGGAGGGAGAGUUCGGAGAUACUUCAUAGCUGCCAAGGAGGUGCAGUGGGACUACGGCCCCUCAGCCCUCGACCAGCUCACUGGGAAGCAGCUCACUGACCCUGACAGUCCUGCUGAGCAGUAUUUCAAGCGCAGCCUCUACCGCAUUGGGGGUGUCUAUUGGAAGGCAAAGUAUGUGGAGUACACUGAUGAGAGCUUUCGAGAGGAAAAGCAGCAAUCAGAAGAGGAGAAGCACCUUGGAAUACUUGGUCCGGUGAUCAAAGCUGAAGUUGGUGACACCAUCCUGGUGACGUUUUUUAACAAAGCCUCCUGGCCCUUCAGCAUCCAUCCACAUGGAGUGUCCUAUGGGAAGGCAUCAGAGGGGAUGUGGUACCAUGAUGGCCUGUCCCAGAAUGGGGUUUCUGUGGCACCACUGCACAACUUCACCUACCACUGGACUGUGCCAAGGCACGUGGGGCCCACAUCCAGUGACCCUCCCUGCCUCACCUGGAUGUACAGCUCAGCUGCAAACCCUGUCAAAGACUCCAGCUCGGGCCUAGUGGGGCCUCUGCUCAUCUGCAAGGCAGGCACUCUGGAUGACAACAACAAGCAGAAAGGGAUCGACAAAGAAUUUUAUCUUCUCUUCAACGUGUUUGACGAGAACCUCAGCUGGUAUUUAAAUGCCAACAUAAAGUACUACUUGAGGAUGGAAGAGACAUCUGUGGAAAAGGAUGAUGAGUUUGAGGAAUCCAACAGGAUGCAUGCCAUCAAUGGACUUAUGUUUGGUAACUUGCCUGGGCUGGAUGUGUGUGAAGGAGACAGAGUGUCCUGGCACCUCCUGGGCUUGGGCAGCGAGGCAGAUGUCCAUGGAGCUGUGUUCCAGGGCAACACCCUGCAGAUCAACGGCAUGCGGAGAGAUUCAGCCAAGCUGUUCCCACACACGUUUGCCACUGCUUUCAUGCAGCCUGAUCACAGUGGGACUUUUGAGAUCUACUGCCAGACGAGCAAUCACUACCAGUCUGGGAUGAGGCAGCAGUACAGCGUUUCCAGGUGUGGCAGGACGGGCUCUGCCCAUCACUACAGGGGAGUGAGGACGUUCUACCUCGCCGCUGAGGAGCUGCUCUGGGACUACGCGCCCGACCGCAGCUGGGAGAGGGAGCGCCACAACCACUCUGCACAGAGCUAUGCUGAUGUGUUUCUGAGCAAUGAGAAUGGACUGCUUGGCUCCAAGUACAAGAAAGCAGUUUACAGGGAGUACACAGAUGGCACUUUCCAAACCCCCAAGGCCAGAAUAAGUGGUGAAGAGCACCUGGGGAUACUGGGCCCUUUUCUGUGGGCGGAGGUGGGCGACAUUGUCAACGUCGUGUUCAAGAACAACGCCUCACGGCCCUACUCCAUCCAUGCACACGGGGUGCUGGAGCAGCAGGCUGGACACCCCCAGGUGGCAAACCCUGGUGACAUUGUGACAUACCGCUGGGAAGUUCCUGAGAGAGCUGGGCCAGGGCCAAAUGAUUCAGCCUGUGUGCCUUGGAUCUACUACUCUGCAGUGGACCCAGUAAAGGACAUGUACAGUGGGCUGAUCGGGCCCCUGAAGGUCUGCCGGAGAGGGGCCCUGCGCUCCAGUGGGAGCAGGAAGGAUGUGAAGAGGGAGUUUGCUCUGCUCUUCCUGGUUUUUGAUGAAAAUCAGUCCUGGUACUUGGAGGAGAAUGUGGAACGUUUCAGUAAGGGAAAUCACAAGAUCAACCUGCUGGAUGAGAAAUUUGUGGAAAGCAACAAAAUGCACGCAAUCAAUGGCAGGCUCUAUGCCACUUUGCCUGGGCUGACCAUGCAUGAGGGAGAGAGGGUGAACUGGUACCUGCUGGGAAUGGGUCAUGAGGUUGAUGUCCACACAGUCCAUUUUCAUGCUGAGACCUUCAUAUACAAGAAUGGCAAAAGCUACAGAGCAGAUGUUGUGGAUCUGUUCCCUGGGACCUUUGAAAUGGUGGAGAUGCUGGUUGGGAACCCUGGGACGUGGCUGCUUCACUGUCAUGUGUCUGACCAUAUCCAUGCUGGCAUGGAGAUCCUCUUCACUGUCCUGCCUAGAGGAGAGUCAGAGCUGGAAGACAUCACUGCCACCCCAGGGUUGGCACUUGAGGAUGAGGAUGGGUCCCAGAAGGUGAUGCUGUUUGGAUCUAAGGUGACCCAAGGACAGAUAGAGGCCACAGUCAUCUCCCUGGCUGUUGUGGGAGUGCUGCUGCUCGUGGCUGCUGGUGUGCUCCUGGGAGCAGUCAUCCAUCUGGAGAGGCAGAGGAGGCUACGGCGCAAUCGCAGAUCCAUCCUGGAUGAUGGGUUCAAGCUCAUGUCUCAAAAGAAUUCUGGGCUCUGAAAGCCAUGUACAAACACUGGGCUGUGUGCUUGGAGCUGGGGCUGGAUCCUUGUCCACAGCAAAGAUUUUGGGGCAUCAUUUCAAUUGUGCACUGUGCUUCUAGAAGCUGAGGAGGGAAAGCUGGAGCCCUGACCUCUUCAUAUAUUCUCCUCAGCCCUCCCCUCAGCCAUCUCUCUCCAGGAGAGAUCCAAGGACUCUCUGAACUGACUGAAGACAAAGAAUGUUUAAAAAAGCUCCUUCUGGAAUACUCUCCUUCCCCAAGGAAGAGAGGGGACAUUUUCUUCUCUCCAGAACAGCUCCAAUUGGUCUUUCCUAGAAGAAUAACUUAGGCCAGAUUCCAGUCUUGCUUCAUUGCCAGAACUGAGUUGGGAAUUGUUUCCCAAGAAACUGUGAACCAUUAAUGUAAUUAAUUUGAAGGAGAGAAAGAUAAUAUUUUCAGCUUUGUGAAUCAAUGAAGAAUACAGAAAAGAGAUUGUUAAUUUA